Molecule: messenger RNA, 4857 nt
Organism: Lasiosphaeria miniovina
Lineage: Eukaryota; Fungi; Ascomycota; Sordariomycetes; Sordariales; Lasiosphaeriaceae
Product: sister chromatid cohesion C-terminus-domain-containing protein
Exons: 1
Coding region: 137-4375 (1412 amino acids)
Biological process (GO): regulation of gene expression; replication-born double-strand break repair via sister chromatid exchange; establishment of mitotic sister chromatid cohesion
Cellular component (GO): Scc2-Scc4 cohesin loading complex
Molecular function (GO): chromatin binding
Source: RefSeq, a predicted model, not a curated record
GGAGGGCGCCUUGAAGCAAGCUGAGUCUCUAGAUAUAAAGAUUGACGAGUCUUGGGGUGUCGCGGAUCUUGACCAGUGGCUGCAACAACUGCCAUGUCUCGAAACUGCGAUCAAGGCUGCCCGAACGUCACUGAGGAUGAUGUGUGGAGGGCGCGAAGAUAAGCAACUCUACUCCGAGGACACGAUUGAGCAGUCCCUCAACUUGUUCAAACGGGUCGUGGACGGCAUCGUCAUUCCUAUUUCGGAACUAAGGGGCUCGGAGAGCACCGCCGAGCUGUUCAAGGCGCUUUCUUCAAAUAAGAAGAGGAUCGCUCCCCUCUUUACUGACUGCCAGAAGCUUUUUUCUCUCAUGUCAACUCUGAUAUCAAAGAUUGACACGUCUGAUACCGUCACAAACACUCUGGAAUUUGCAGCAUCGCGACUCAUUUUCAUGGAAACUGCCCAUACAGAGAAGGACUCGGUUCUCGACACGCAAAAGUUUGACAGUCUUCGUCUUGUAGCCAUGGAUAUGCUUUCGCAAAUUUUCCUGCUGAAUCCGGCACAGCGCCAAGGGAUUUUCGACGAGAUCUUGACAUCAUUAGAGAAACUCCCAUUAGGGAAACGAGCCCGGACAUUCAAGCUGGUGGAUGGCAACAGCAUACAACCCGUUUCCGCACUUAUCAUGCGUCUGGUUCAGACAAGCGCGGGGAAGGUUGACGAUGCAAGGGGAAACAAGACCACCCAGUCUCCGGAUGGAAAAGACGAAGAUGGCGUGGGCGCUCCCAGUGGAUUUUCCUCGAUCCAAUUCUCAAUUCGAGACGAAGAGCAUGCUGCAGCCCAGCAUUCAACAGCGAUACAGGAGCUGGUUGCAGUUGCAAGCCCUUUGAUGGAUACGGCUCGGCGUAAUGCGUCGUACGUCGUCAACUUCAUCGUCAACAGGGCUCUUAAAUCGACCAAGUCGGGCGACACGCCCUACCGCAACCUCCUUGACCUUUUUGUCGAGGAUUUCACUUCUUGUCUAGACAAUCCAGAUUGGCCAGCAGCGGAGCUACUCCUCCGGCUGCUUAUGGCCAUGAUGAUCAAGCUUGUAGAAGGCGACAAGACCGGCGUGCCCGCAAAGAACAUGGCUUUGGAAUUGUUGGGCAUUAUGGGUGCUGCAAUUUCGAGGCUGAGGGGCCAUGUGCGGAAAACGGCGAGUGCACUGGACGCAAGAGAUGCUGGUGAUCUUGGAAUGUUCCUUUCAGACUUGGCAGCCGCGGCCCUCGAGCUGAAAUCCCGGCCGGAGCACAUGAUCGCGUGGUCGGGACCGUACCGUGCGACAUUGGAGUACCUUGAAAGUCGGUUCUCAGAAGACCCGCAUCUCUCGAGCGCCAUCUCUUACAUCAUAUCCGACUGGGCGUCCAAACUUUGCGUUGGAUACGACUCCCUCGAGGACGGGUUCGAGGAGAGAGACCAAGACUUGGGCCGUUUGGCCUACCGCCUUAGGGAAAUGAUCAAUGACCGCCGCUGGCUGGCGAACGAAUUCUCGUUCAAGGUAGUUUCCCUCGGCCAAGCCAGGCUGUCUUAUUCCAUUACGCUCCUGCGCUCCCAGCUGUGCGAGUCGUUUAGCAUGAUUUUGAACCUUCUCCUUGGCUCAAUGGCUAGCGAUCAGCCGACCGUGAGAAGCAAGAGUCUGAAAAGCAUCAACCAGGUGUUGGAGACUGACCCCUCCAUCCUCGACGGCGACUCUGUGGUCAUCCAGCUGAUUCUGAGGUGUUCUAAUGACUCGUCAACCCAGGUGCGAGACUCGGCGUUGGGGCUCAUUGGCAAGUGUAUUGGCAUGCGCCCAGUACUGGAGGAGAAGAUGACUGGGACGGUAGUUGACAGGUUUAUCGACACUGGACCCGGUGUGCGGAAGCGAGCCAUGAAGCUUGCCAAAGACAUCUACCUCCGCAACAACAACAAGGUGGUACGGAGCGCAAUUGCAAGCGGCUUGCUUCACCGCGUGCAAGAUCCUGAGGAGAGCGUGAGAGAUCUCGCGCGCCAGGUGAUUGAGGAGAUAUGGUUUUCUCCUUUUCACAAUGGAGAGAACUCGGCAGUGUCCCAAAUUUCGCUCGCAGAGCACGUUGCUCUGAUGGUUCAGACAGUGAAGCAGGGAAACAUCACCAACGUUCUGGACAAGGUUUUGCAAAACUUGCUAGCCCCGGAGUCCAAGACCGCCCAGGCAUCUCUACAGGUGUGCACGAAGCUAGUCGCGAGUAUGUUCGAUCUGGUCGACAACCUAGAUUCGGAAGACCCAUCCAUCCCAUCAGGUCUAGAUGCCCUUCGCGUCCUGAUGAUAUUCGCAAAGGCGGAUGCCAGUCUCUUCACUUUUGAACAGCUGCGUCUCCUCAAGCCUCACAUCACCAGCAUCAAAACUAGUGAGGAUCUGGCUGUGUCGAGGGCAGUUGUGGUUAUAUACCGCCGAGUUCUUCCUCAACUCUCGAGCGCCCAUGCGCAGUUUCUUGCAGAAGUCCGACAGGCGUUAUUGCCCGCUGUUUCCUCUGUCGCACGGCUCUUGCUUGACGAUAUCGUAGCUUGUCUCUGGAUUAUCAGCACCCUUCUUGAAUCCUCGCAGCACCUUGCGAGGUUGGCGGUAUCUAGCCUGAUGCCGAUGCAGAAGUUGCGCAUCACCAGCCAAAGCCAACAUCUCGAUGAGCGCAGCAUCCGACAAUUCGAGCGAUAUUCGCUCAUCAUCGGAAUGGUUGGCAAACACUGUGACCUCGACAGUGAGCACGAGAUUUUCAAAUCCAAAUUUCCAAAAUGGAGCGGGACUUCUGUUCCGCAGCUCAUGGUCAACGUCGUGGUGCCCUUCGCCGCACAGUCUCAGCCUCUGGAAGUCAGAAAAGCGGCGCUGGACUCAGUUGGCCUGGUCUGUCAGUCCUGGCCACGGAAUUAUGUAUCUGCAAAUGUGUACACCAUUUUCCAGCAGGUGUUUGACGAGCAAGCCCCGACUCUAGAAGCCAUGAUUUUGCGGUCCUUCAAGGAAUUUCUCCUUACGGAGGAAAAGCGGUCCGAACAAGCUUCCGAGGCACCUACCAUUAACGGCAACAAAUCGGAAAAGAAGCGCGAGCUCACAGUCAUAGGAGGCACCAACUACGAUGAUGUAGCAAGCGCCACGACACAUCGGUUCUUGGCUCAGAUCAUACGCGUGGCCACGUCCACCCAAGACGACCAUGCUUUCCUAGCCGUCGAGGUGCUUGCCAGUAUCAACCGACAAGGCUUGGUUCAUCCCAAGGAAACAGGCGUGACUUUCAUCACGCUCGAGACAUCGUCAAAUCCUCGGAUUUCAGAACUUGCCUUCCUGGAGCACAAAGCUUUGCACGCCAAGCACGAAACCGUCGUGGAGCGCGAGUAUGUCAAGGCAAUUCAGUCUGCGUUUGCUUAUCAGCGAGAUAUCGCCAAAGACCCACGCGGCGCAACCGCCAACCCCUUUGCCCCAAAGCUCCAACUAAUGAUGGAGGUUCUCAAAAUAAGCAAGUCCAAGAACCGCCAAAAAUUCCUUGAGAAGCUCUGCGCUCAAAUAGACUUUGACGUAGCUAGGCUUGACAUUGCCGAGGAGCUUCCGCCCCAUGUGCAAUAUUCUCGCUUCCUCGUUGAGAAUGUCGCCUUCUUCGAGUAUAUAACCAUUGGCGAGCUCCACUCGAUCGUGUCCUCGAUGGAGAAGCUUGUCACGUCAACUGGUGCUACAGUGGCCCAGGCGAUUGAGUCGGAGGUUUUCCGAGUCCGGGUAGACAAUUUGGAUGCAAAUCCAGCAGUGGAAGGAGGCGAAACACAUGCUAUUCCGCAGCAGCACAGUCAGCCAGAUGUUGACAUAAGACGACUGCGACAAUUUGCAGCUGGCUCCAUGGUUUUGCUCGCUCUAUGGGAGGCGCGCACCUAUCUUCGCCGGUUGUACAACAUGGGCACUAGCCGUCGCGAGGCGAAAGGGAAAUCGCAAGCAAAGGAUCUCAACAAGCCACCCACCAAGGUCCAGGGUGUCACGGGCGAGAAGCUCUGGGACGAGAUCGCUACCAUCAUGACGGCGCUGACCUCGCGCGACCGUAUGAUGGAGACGUGCAAGGCUUUUGUCGAGCUCAUGACGGUUGACAAGGAGUUCCUUGUUCAGGAAGACGACGACGAGAUGAACGGUGGCGCUGAGGACCCUGCCACUCCCGGCGCGAACGACUAUGAUGAAGACCAGGCUGACGAGCCUUCUACUGCCGGCCGUGGCCGCAAACGUAAGGCGGGUCCAGGGACCGGCAACGGCAAUACCCCAGGCGGCAGGAAGAAACGCGCACGCUCAUCAUCGCAGCCCAGAAAACGCGGCCGUCCGAGAAAACAGAGCAACGACGCCCCGGACGCCGAUGGCGAGUUUGAUGAGGGUGACUGGAUGUGACGGUGGAUAAACUAAUUUCGCCUUCUUCAUGGUAAUGUGUAUGUAUAUUAUUGAGAUUUCCUUGAGCGGCACAGGUCGGGGCUGGGGUGGGGAUUGCGGGAUGAUCACGGAGUUCCUUGGUUGCUUUACGUAUUUUCUCUUCGCCUUUCUCUCUUGGGAUUCCGUAUAUCAAUCAUUCCUGGAGUUACGGAGACGGGGAAUGGUGUGACAAAACAGCACACACCAUUUUAUUUUGCUCUACUUGGGACGGCGGCAUUAGCGGAUGUUUCUGUAGCUGCGGUGGAUACGUAUGAUGAUACCUCUUAGCUUGAGAAGGAGAACGCCACUACAGACACGAAAGCAUGAGAGCGAAGCACAGCCCUUGCUUUUCUUUCUAUAUCAUUAAUUAUAAGGAAAUUAGCACUCGGUCACGGGGUAGAUUUUCAACGCUUAGGUGGGAAGACGUAGGAAGAGAUGAAAGGGGAUAUAUAUGGAACUGCCUG